Molecule: messenger RNA, 1776 nt
Organism: Anthonomus grandis grandis
Lineage: Eukaryota; Metazoa; Arthropoda; Insecta; Coleoptera; Curculionidae
Exons: 2
Coding region: 1100-1759 (219 amino acids)
Source: RefSeq, a predicted model, not a curated record
CAGGUUUACAUUAACAUGCUACCAGCUGCUAAUGUUAGUAAAGCAUGGAAGAACAUAUCUCCCCAUUAAGGUGUCUUGACCUAUCACAUAUUCAAUAUGUUUAAAACAUAAAUUAAAAUAUAUUAUAACAAGAUACGAAGUUUCUGGGACAUUAUACCUGGAGAAAUUCUGAUUUUAUACUAUUCUGGGAAUCUACUAUUCAUAAAUAUGAACAUUUACCCAAAUACAAGUUUUCGCAUAAGUCUUUAAAGCGGCUUUAAGGAGAAUCAUCGCAACAAAAUCGAAAUCCCGAGCUAAAUUUGAUACCGUUUAUGUAGUGAGCGCAUAAAGCGAAGCAGCAAAUCCCGAAAAUAUACGAGAAAACAAUUAGCGAAACGGGCCAUCCAGCCGCUUCGCCCCAUCAGUCGUUUUCAUUUCUAUUCCGGGUCCAUAAUAACAUCGAGUGAGUGAGAUUUAACGACGAACCCGCGGGUGGGAAGAGGUGAAGAGAGGACUUGUUGCAAUUUCCCUGGGAUGCGCUGUACCCAGCAGUAAGCGGUAAAUCGCAGAAUCAAUCCGUCAAAUAGCGACAUAACAAACGGCCUGCUCUGGCCGGGGCAUUUUACCCUCUCUAUCUAACUAGUAACUAUAUCGGAACAAAACUGUUUUGUCCUCCCUCUAUACCCUCUCGGCAGCAAUUAAAUCGUCGCGAAUGUAACACGAGACGCUGUAUUUCUGAUGAAAAUUUCAAUUGGAAAUUCCGUUUUUUUAGGCGAAAAAAUCAUCUCGGGUUUGAGUGUGUGUUCGGUAUAGUGUACGGGGAAUUUCCACGUGUUUUCCGCGUCUGUUUUCAUUCAGGCCGACAAAGGAUGGGGCGAAGCCAUUUAUAUUGAUUUUUCUCACUGUGAUAAAGUGCUCGCUACGACGGCGUACGUAGAAAAAACUUGUUGAUCUCUUCCGCGAACUCCUCUGUGUUUGUGUGUUGGCGCGCGUUGAUGCAAUUUUCCUUUGUUUGGAUCUCCAGGGCUAAUCCAUUAUUUAUUGCACGAUGCAUUUUUGAUCAUCCAUUUUACAGAUUGUUAUUUAGCAUAGUUUAAAUCUUACUACUACAAAAACAAUUAUGGAAUAUCCGGAUGAACCUCUAAACCUCACCGUAAAAAAAAUGCCGAUCGCCAUCGUCGCACCGUUUUCACGCACCGAACCAGUUACCACCGAAAAACUAUCCGAAAACAAUAACGAAACUAAAAUUGACAAUCUUAACAAGAACCUCGCCGAAUUUCCCCAAGAUCUAUCUUUAAAAAAUAAGAAAAAAUCUUUCGUCGAAGACCAGUGCUUGGAUCUGACAAAAAAUAUGAUCAUGAAUAAUAAAAAUGUGUCUCCUAGCCCGAGCGAAGAGCUAAGAAACUACCUAAUGAAAAAUGAGGAGUCCAUGAAUUGUUACAAUAGAAACGUUUACAGUCCCUCUCAAAGCGAUUCAAGUAGUAGCAAAGAUAAAGCAUCACCUGAUAUUUAUUCUUUCAUGAACACCCUGGACAAUAAGCUGCUUACUGCUUGGUAUAUGAACUCAAUAAUGGCGCAGCCACAUCAGUUUGUUGGUCAACCAAAACCGGCAUUUGACAGUAGUAAACCUAACAGUCCUUCAUCAAACAGGAUUUUGAAUAAUCUCUUGGAGAAGAAGCCGUAUACGACUUACUCGUUUCCUAGUGGUUUUGAUGCAUUGAUUAAAAAUGAGAUGAGGGAGGAGGAAAAGGAUCUUAAAUCACCUCCUGGCAUUGGGUGAGGAUUAGAAUUAUUAUA